AUGACCACUCCUGAAAACCAGCCGCUCCCGGCUCCCACAAAUGCGAUAGACGUCAUAUCUCAAAGAUAUGCGAGUGGAAAGCAGACAUGCAUCCUUACACUCACCUUCCCAGAUCUUUCUCAGGUCGGUGAUCUCUUGAAACGCAUCGAAUAUGGCGUCCAUUGUUGGGAGCUUCGCGGCGACCUCCUCAGCCCGUCUGGUGCAGCCGAGGAAUCCAACAUCCCCUCGGCAGAAUACGUUCAGAACCAGAUCCAGUGCCUUAGAUCGCACUCAAACCUUCCAAUCUUCUUUAGCUUGAGAAUGAAAUCGCAGGGUGGAAGAUUUCCUGACGCCGAAAUUGCGGCUGCGGCAGAGCUGAUUUCGCUGGCUGUCAAUCUCAAGUGCGAGUAUGUUGAAUGGAACAUCAACUGGCCAUUGGAUACACUCAAAAGGAUUACCAGCAAGCCAACUGGGACAAAGAUUGUUGGGUCUGAGCAUGACGGAACUGGAGACCUGAGAUGGACAGACGCCGGCGUGCGGAACAUUUGCAAGUCCAUCGACCAGUACGCAGAUAUUAUCAGUGUGAGCCUUCUGGCAAGUGAUAUGGACGAUUGUCACGACUUGGCUCAAUUCACUCGAAAACAUCGACAGAGCAACAAGAAGCCUCUUCUUGCAACCUGCACUGGCUUGAAUGGCCAACUCUCGCGAAUUAUUUCCCCAAUUACGCAGGUUACACACCCCGGUUUGCCAUUUCCUGCAUCUGCAGAUCAGCCCACAGUUGCCAAGGUCAAUCAGGCAUUAAAUAUUCUUGGGCAGUUGCCAAAGAAGCAGUUUUACAUCUUUGGGCACAACAUCGCACACUCCCUGUCGCCCACUCUCCACAAUGCCGGCUUCCAAGAGCUUGGGCUACCGCAUCGCUACAGAAUCCACCAGAGUGAGAAUGUGGACAAGUCCGUAGAGGAUCUCGUCAAUCGCCAUGAUUUUGGUGGAGCUUCGGUCACGUUUCCACACAAAUUGCAGGUUGGAAGGCUGUUGGACUCUGUUUCCCCUGUCGUGGAAAAAGUCGGGGCCGUCAACACUAUCGUGGUGAGAAAAUCGGAGGACGGCAGCCGAGUGUUGAUCGGAGAUAACACAGACUGGCUAGGGAUCAAACGAUGCAUUGAUUCGGCAUCUGUCCGUCAUCUUGGAACGUCUGCUGCGCUUGUGCUUGGAGCAGGAGGCGCAGCUCGUGCCGCCUGCUAUGCCAUUCAGAGUCUAGGCGUUCAACACCUCUUGAUCGUCAACAGAACCCUUUCAAAGGCCGAAGACAUGGCAGCUCUGUUCCCAGACAUGAGAACAACGAUUUUUGAAAGCCUCGAGGCAGCUUGUGAAUACACUGGGCCAUGCAUCAGAGUCAUCAUUGCCUGUGUGCCUGCCGACGAUCUAAGCGAGGACAAGAUCCCGACCAAACUCUUUUCCGGCGCUGAUACGGGCGCCUUGGUCGAGAUGGCUUACAGGCCACAGGUGACGGGCAUGAUGAAGGUGGCCAAAAGAUUCCCCGGAUGGAGCGUCUUUAAAGGUAUCGAUGUAUUGGAAGAGCAGGCAUAUGCGCAGUUUGAGCUCUGGACUGAGAUGCCUGCACCUUCAAUCGUGAUGGGGGAUGCAAUGAGAGCAAAGGCAAGCGGGAAACUGUAG
Messenger RNA from Ilyonectria robusta, 1653 nucleotides. RefSeq names its product type I 3-dehydroquinase-domain-containing protein. Gene Ontology annotation, biological process: chorismate biosynthetic process; shikimate metabolic process. Gene Ontology annotation, cellular component: cytoplasm. NCBI's taxonomy places the organism in Eukaryota, Fungi, Ascomycota, Sordariomycetes, Hypocreales, Nectriaceae. The transcript is spliced from 2 exons. Gene Ontology annotation, molecular function: shikimate 3-dehydrogenase (NADP+) activity; 3-dehydroquinate dehydratase activity. The coding region runs from base 1 to 1653 and encodes 550 amino acids. The record is from RefSeq and is a predicted model, not a curated record.